This is a messenger RNA of Drosophila erecta, 549 nucleotides long. RefSeq names its product cell wall integrity and stress response component 1. Bases 108 to 518 code for a protein of 136 amino acids. The record is from RefSeq and is a predicted model, not a curated record. The transcript has a single exon. Lineage: Eukaryota; Metazoa; Arthropoda; Insecta; Diptera; Drosophilidae.
AGCAAACAUUGUUGGUUUCUUGGCGGUCGUCAGACAAUCUUGCUUUUAGUAUAAAAGCGAUAUUUUCCCAGCAGAAGGCAUAUCAGUUCUCAAUCGAGGCCUACAACAUGAAGUUGUCCCUUGUUCUCUUCGUCCUUUCGAUGGUUUUGUAUGUGGCUCAAGUUAGAGCUGCUGGCUCCUCCUCAAGUACGGAGUCGAGCACUAGUACUAGCACCACCACGGACAGCAGCACCACGGACAGCACCACCACGGACAGCACCACCACAGAAUCCACCCCUACGUCCUCUUCAUUUAGUUCCGGCUCAAAGAAGAAAGUCGUGCGUCUCAGCAAUCUGAAGUACGCGAUCAAAAGGAAAAUCAGGGUGGGAUCCUCUAGCAGUUCCUCGGCCAGAUCCAAAGGUUCCCGCGCCAAGUCUCGCAAGGCCCGCCUAAAUGCCGCCAAACGCUCCAAGAAGGCCGCCAGCCGAAAACUCAACAAGAAGUCCAAGAAUCGCAGGGUACGCGUUAUCCGUGGUUAGAGCCACAGUUUUAUUUUUGAGAAUAGAUGGU